AUGACCUCUUCUGAUAAACGAACAGCGUACAAGCAACUGAGCGAAGAAGAGAAAAAACAGCAUCACAUCAGGUCCGAAAAUAAGCGACGAGAACAGAUCAGAUCAACAUUCGACAGUUUGGUGAAGGUGGUGCCGGAUUUGACAGAGUCAGAAAAUAGGUCAGAAUACGCUGUUCUGUCUAAGACGUCCAACUAUAUUCGUCAACUUCGUGUGGACAAUCAGAGACUACUACAGAUAGCAAAGGAGCGUGGUAUAGAGGUUCCAGAUGACCUGAAAGAAUAA
Molecule: messenger RNA, 282 nt
Organism: Ogataea angusta
Lineage: Eukaryota; Fungi; Ascomycota; Pichiomycetes; Pichiales; Pichiaceae
Exons: 1
Coding region: 1-282 (93 amino acids)
Biological process (GO): regulation of transcription by RNA polymerase II
Molecular function (GO): DNA-binding transcription factor activity, RNA polymerase II-specific; RNA polymerase II cis-regulatory region sequence-specific DNA binding; protein dimerization activity
Source: RefSeq, a predicted model, not a curated record